Molecule: messenger RNA, 5010 nt
Organism: Nerophis lumbriciformis (worm pipefish)
Lineage: Eukaryota; Metazoa; Chordata; Actinopteri; Syngnathiformes; Syngnathidae
Source: RefSeq, a predicted model, not a curated record
AUGGACCCCAAGGGCGCCAGCGGCACCUUCAAGAGGUCCUCUCUCAAACGUAGCACGUCCGGCUCACAGAAGGCACAGCGAGUCUGGAUUGAAAGGACGUUUCUGAAAAGAGAAUGUAUACACAUCUUUCCCACUAAGGACACAACCAGGUGUUCAUGUGGUCAGCUGACAACGCAACAUGUGGCCAUCCCACCCGGCGCCAACUCUCUAGAAGAGGCCCACCAGCUUGUGCAGAUCGACACCCUCAAGGACAAAUGGAGCGUGAUCAAGCACACCAGGACCUACCCGACGGACUCUUUCGGCGUGAUCGAGUUCCAGGGUGGCGGGUUCAUCAACAAGGCCAUGUACAUCCGAGUCUCCUACGACACCAAACCGGACAACCUGCUGCAUCUGAUGGUGAAGGACUGGCAGCUGGAGCUGCCCACUUUACUCAUCUCUGUGCACGGAGGCCUCCAGAACUUUGACCUUCAGCCCAAACUCAAGCAAGUUUUUGGCAAAGGCCUGAUUAAAGCCGCCGUCACCACUGGUGCAUGGAUCUUCACGGGUGGCGUCAACACAGGCGUGAUCCGUCAUGUGGGAGAUGCCUUGAAGGAUCAUUCCUCCAAAUCACGAGGGAAAGUGUGCGCAAUAGGAAUCGCCCCUUGGGGCAUCCUGGAGAACAAAGAGGACCUCAUCGGGAAAGAUGUGACCAGACCAUACCAGACCAUGGCCAACCCACUGAGCAAAUUAGCGGUACUCAACAACAGCCACUCGCACUUUAUCCUGACCGACAAUGGCACUUGCGGCAAGUACGGCUCUGAGGUCAAACUGCGGCGCCUGCUGGAGAAGCACAUCUCGCUGCAGAAGAUCAACACCCGUCUGGGCCAGGGAGUUCCACUGGUGUGUCUAAUAGUGGAAGGAGGUCCGAAUGUUAUUUCCAUCGCACUGGAGAGUCUGCGAGACGAGCCUCCCAUUCCGGUGGUGGUGUGCGAUGGGAGCGGCCGUGCUUCUGACAUUAUUUCUUUCGCACAUAAAUUCUCAGAAGAUGGAGGGUUGGUUAGCGACGAUGUGCGAGAUCAACUUUUGGUGACCAUUCAGAAAACGUUCAACUACAGCAAAAGCCAGUCGCAGCAAAUCCUACUCAUGGUGAUGGAGUGUAUGAAGAAGCGGGAACUGAUCACCGUUUUUCGAAUGGGUUCUGAGGGUCAGCAAGAUAUAGAAAUGGCCAUUCUUACGGCCUUGUUAAAAGGCACGAACGCUUCCGCGGCCGACCAGCUCAGUUUGGCGCUGGCUUGGAACCGAGUGGACAUUGCUCGCAAUCACAUCUUUGUCUAUGGACAUAAUUUACCUCCUGCCGGUGCCAUCGCUAGCACGACGACCACGCUUGUCCCGGCCCAGGAAAAGCAGAAGAGUCCUGCCAGCGCCCCUCGCAACAAAAACCGGGGAAAGAAGGGGAAGGGCAAAGGAAAGGCUAAACCGGAACCUCCAGAAGAAACAGAUCCACGCAAGUUGGAGCUCAUUCGUUGGGUAAAUUCUCUGGAACAGGCCAUGAUGGAUGCUCUGGUACUAGACAGAGUGGACUUUGUCAAGCUGCUUUUGGAGAAUGGUGUAAAUAUUCACCAUUUCCUCACUAUUCCAAGACUGGAGGAGCUGUACAAUACGAAACUCGGCCCAGCGAAUACUCUGCACGCCGUAGUACGAGAUGUCAAAAAGGGAAACCUUCCCCCUGAUUACCAGAUCACCUUGAUUGACAUCGGCCUGGUGCUGGAGUACCUCAUGGGUGGCGCUUACAGGAGUAAUUAUACCAGAAAGGCUUUUCGCAACCUCUACAAUACUCUGUACGGACUUAAAAGGCCCAAAGCGCUCAAGCUUCUCGGGAUGGAGGAUGACGAACCUCGACCUAAAGGCAAGAAAAAGGCGAAAAAGAAAAAGGAGGAAGAGGUGGAGAUUGACGUGGAUGAUCCAGAGGUGUGUCGCUUCAAGUAUCCUUUCCACGAGCUGAUGCUGUGGGCGGUGCUGAUGAAGCGGCAAAAGAUGUCGCUCUUUCUGUGGCAGCGGGGAGAAGAGGCGAUGGCCAAGGCACUGGUGGCAUGCAAACUCUUCAAGGCCAUGGCCCACGAGUGCUCAGAGAGCGAGCUAGUGGACGACAUCUCCCAAGACUUGGAGAACAAUUCCAAAGAGUUUGGUCAGCUGGCAUACGAACUUCUCGACCAGUCUUACAAGCACGACGAGCAAGUCGCCAUGAAACUUUUGACCUACGAGCUGGUGAAUUGGAGCAACUCCACCUGUCUGAAGCUGGCCGUAGCCGCCAAGCAACGAGACUUCAUUGCCCAUACCUGCAGCCAGAUGUUGCUCACAGACAUGUGGAUGGGAUGCUUGAGGAUCGGAAAGAACCCUGGCCUGAAGGUCAUUUUGGGAAUCAUCUUUCCACCACUAAUUCUUCUGCUGGAUUUCCGUCUCGGAGAUGACGUGGCCUACAUUGCACCUGCAGGCAAAGAAGAGGGGAAAGACAAAGAUGAGGACACAAAGUCCAGCAAGGACCCCAAUGACGCCACUUCCCGGAAGGGGGAUGAAGAGGAAGGCAAUGCCAAUGUCCGCAAAAUCCCAAUUGGCAAAAGAUUAUUUGAAUUUUAUGAUGCACCCUUCACCAAAUUUUGGUUCAACACAAUAUGCUACCUAGGUUACCUGAUGUUGUAUAAUUACAUCAUCUUGGUAAAGAUGGAGCGAUGGCCAUCCUUACAAGAGUGGACCGUCAUUGCUUACAUUCUUACCCUCGGUAGUGAGAAAGUCAGACAGAUAUUGAUGUCCGAGCCUGGCAAGCUAAAACAGAAGAUCAGCGUGUGGCUGGAGGAGUACUGGAAUAUCACCGACUUGGUGGCCAUCUCCACCUUCCUCCUCGGUCUAAUGCUGAGGCUGCAGAGAGAGCCUUACAUGGGCUACGGGAGAGUCAUUUACUGCAUAGACAUCAUCUUCUGGUACAUCCGAGUCCUGGACAUCUUUGGAGUCAACAAAUACUUGGGACCCUACGUGAUGAUGAUUGGAAAGAUGAUGAUCGAUAUGAUGUACUUUGUGGUCAUCAUGUUGGUGGUGCUCAUGAGCUUCGGGGUGGCCCGCCAAGCCAUCCUUCACCCUGAUGAGGAGCCCACGUGGCGUCUGGCUCGGAACAUUUUCUAUAUGCCCUACUGGAUGAUCUAUGGAGAGGUUUUUGCCGACUCGAUAGACCUCUAUGCAAUGGAAAUCAACCCUCCAUGUGGUGAGCAUUUGUAUGAUGAAGAUGGAAAGAAGUUGCCGCCGUGUAUUCCUGGCGCCUGGCUCACACCUGCAAUUAUGGCCUGUUACCUUCUCGUGGCCAAUAUUCUCCUUGUCAACCUACUCAUUGCUGUCUUCAACAACACCUUCUUCGAGGUUAAGUCAAUCUCCAACCAGGUGUGGAAGUUUCAGCGCUAUCAGCUGAUAAUGACGUUUCACGACCGGCCCAUCCUGCCACCGCCGCUCAUCAUCUUCAGCCACCUCUACAUCCUCUUCAGCAGGCUCUUUCGACGCUGCGCCAGGAAGAAGCAAGAUGGCGAACUUGACGAGAAGGAUCGCGGUCUUAAGCUAAGACUGAAUCCGGAGGAGCUGAAGAAUCUGUACGAGUUUGAAGAACAAUGUGUGGAGGAAUAUUUUCGGGAAAAGGAAGACGAGCAGCAGUCCUCGAGCGAUGAACGCAUCAAGGUUACCUCUGAAAGAGUUGAGAACAUGUCCAUGCGUCUGGAGGAGGUUAACGAAAGGGAGAACACCAUGAAGGCCUCCCUGCAAACGGUGGAUCUGCGCUUGGCCCAACUGGAGGAGAUCCACGGACGCAUGGCGCUGGCCUUGGAGAAGCUGGCGGGGGUGGACCGGCUGGAGCUGACCAGGACUCAUUCCCGCAAUUCGUCAGUGUGUGACCCCUCAUCUUUAGUUCGUCAAGGGAGCAUCAACAGUGCCGACGGGUACAGCUUGUACCGCUUCCACAUGGACAUGGAGGAGUUUGCGAGCAAGCAGAAGGAUGUGGAAGAACCGCUGAAAAGUGGUCUGGAGAGAGAGAAGAGUACAACGUCCAGCAUUGCUAAGGAGAGUGUUCACAACUUAGAAGUGGGCAGCCUGAGUAGAACAAGGCCCGGUUCUUGCGUGGACAUCCUCAUAUCUCCAUGUGAACCCAAGCAGGCAUCUGCAGGAUCGAGUCACGACAGCUUAAGUGACAAGCUGCUGCUCGGAAGUUCGCAGCUUCUAGAUCGAAUCGCAGACAAGAACAGACUCAAACCGUCCUCGCCGCCUAAACGGACUAAAUCGCUGAGACACUACCCGGCCGAAGAAACGGGGCCCUCUCCGUUGACCAAGAGGAGGAGUAUGAGCACCAUUGUCAUCAGCCCUCCCGAUGAACCAGAAGAACCGGCUGACGUUGCUAAUGAAGUCCAACUUCCUCCGGUGACAUCCUCUUCCCCAAAACGGACCAAAUCAUUACGUAAUGUCCCUACCGAGAAUCCGGACCAAACUUCCCCCGUCACAAAGAGGAGGGCCAUGAGCAGCAUUAUUUACAGGCCGGCGGAAGCACUCGACGAUGAGCUCCACGCGCAAGACUACACGUCGUUUGUGGAACAGGCGGCCAAAACGCCCAAACAAUGGCCUGCCGAUCUGGAGUACACGUUACACCCAAGCUCUGUCGGUUACAUGCCUAAAGUGUCAACAGUCAGAAGGACCAUUCAGCAGUUUCAAACCACCGCAGGAGCAGAGCUCCAAGCAACUGACGGUAUGGAUCCGGUUCCCGCGGAAAGACAAGAAGCGCUCCCAGGAGAACAAAUAAAGACUAGGGUGAAACGAAACAUGUCGGAUGGUGCGCAGUACCUGACCGUAGCGGAAGAUAUGUACCUGCCCUCGCAUAGGUCCCUGAGUUGGAACGCAAAAGAUCGCAAAGCAAGAGGCGCGCUUGUUAGCAGGAGAGCGUGCAGCAGUGAGCGAGACCUCGUGGACGUGGGCAGGGAAGCAAAGACGGAUCAGGACACGCCAUCAUGA